AUGGCGCUUCAGAUGCUUUGCGGCCUCCUGCUGCUUUGUGCCUCUGGAAUGAGUGCCAUGCGGGCGACAGAAGACGACUUGGAUGCUGACUUGCUCGACGAUGGAAUCAGUACUGUACCUUGGGCAACACUCGAUGAGAAGAGCCGAGCAGACUUGCUGCAGCAGGGCUUCAAGAACAACGCCUGCUACUGCAAGAAGGUGAAGUCGGAAGCAGAAUGCCCGAGUGAGGAGGAAGGCGACCCGCGAUGGUAUCACAAAGACAAAGGCGACGAGAAGAAUAACCUCUGCUGCAAAAUUGCAAACACCGGCUUCUUCACCUACGUCGGAUGGUCCUACACGAAGAUGGAUGGUGGACUUUCGCUAUGUGAAUCAGAGAUCCGCCCAGUGCCUGCUACAUCGUGCUGCUGGUUGGACGGACUGGUGGCCAAUCCAGUGGGCAUUCGGGUCAGCAGAGUCAGCACAGAUCUGGAGGUGGACCUGCACGCCUAUUCACAGAAGACCCCGGUCGUGCACAAGAGUGGCUUUAACUUCAGAAUUGAGGACAUCACCGGUGGCAGAGACUACAACAGCGCGGUCGAUGUUUAUGAUGUGCAGAAGUUUGUGGAGUACAAUUACGAAGCUGGUCGCUUUGACAAGUUGCAGUGUCGUAAGACACUGUUUCGGGAGGACCGAGGUUAUUGCGUGGUGCGAGAAAAAGCAGCCACUGCGUGCUGCUGCCACAAGGCAAGUCUGCUGGAGGCGACGAGGUGUUUGAAUGCACCGAAAGCGCCGAAACAACAGACAGUGAUAGUGAUGCCACAGAGCCAGGACCGCCGCCAGCUGACCGGAAUGCCAAAGCAAACUUAUAUGGAGGAGGACAAUAUGCCGAAAACACUCAGCUCGGUAGAUCCAGAAGCAGAAGACGAUUUCGACACUUAUGACGACGAGACUGAGAUGGUUUGGACAUGGUCCAGAGUCCAGGCCCAGAAGCAGUGGACAAGUCAUUGCUCGAAGAACUUGACAUCUGGUGCCUGCAUCGAAAUGAAUUAUACUCGCGUUUGCCCGUAUGGAAAGGGCCUCUAUGAAAAGAAGCUGUACACCGGAUCCACGUACAGAGAGAAGCCGCGGCCCAAAGAUGUUCACUCCAAUCUGCUUGAAUGGGUCGCUCCGAUGACGUACGAGUGCCCUCGGGGGGACAAGUUUCUCGGCGGCCUCAAAGACGGUAAGGCCAAGCUGGAGUUUAUGCAGGGGGAGUCGCUCAGCUUUCAUGGCCUUCUCAGCGCUAAGCGCAAAGAGAUGGAAACGGAGCUGGAGGAGUCACUGCAGCACACCAAGCGCAUCAGCGAGGUUUUGGACAAAGCGAGCUCGCUGGAGGAGUUCGAAACACAUGGAGGCCCUGGCGAGUACCUGCGCGAUGCUGUCACGAAGGCUGGCGAUGCCGUCGGCAUUGGCUACCGUGUCUUUAUCCUCAACCGCUUGGCUCAUGCUGGCGGUCUACGGGGCGACUUCUGGCAUCGCGCGGGCUUGGCUUUGGCGCCAGCUGUCGCCGAGAUGCGAGGAGACCUACUCGGGCUGGCAGCCAAUGCUUUCACCGCAGCAGGGGAGAUUCCCCGCCCUCUUGCCGAGGCGAUCUCACGGCGAGUCUUAGCCGAAGCAGACCUGGCAGACGUGCCGGUGGAUAGUCUUACGCUCCUCUUCCACUCAUCGCGAGAACUGACUUCCACUGCUGCCUGGGCAGUGGAGCAGCACUUGCCAGAAAGGCUUUCAGAAAUGAACGACCACGAUGCCGCUCUCUUUCUUUCCUCUGUAGGUGUGUCCAAGGGCCCUGCGAAGCGGCCCGAGCAGCUCAAGGCUCUGGGGCGCAGCCUAACAACAGCCCCGGGUCUGACUGGGCCUGCCUUGGCUCAGCUGGCGCAGGCCUUCGCACGACUGCGAAGCCGCGACGAGGGCGUCUUGCUCCCACUUCGGGACCUCGUCAUGGCCAAAGCACGGCGCGGAGCCCGGAGUCAGCAGCUACCGCCCCAGUCUUUGGGCAUGGUCUCCAACGCGUUCGCCCGGAUGAGCUUCCUGGAGUCCCGUACCAGUGUAACCUCUGAGUGGUGGGUGAAGGCCAAAACUCCGGCCAGCACCCCUCCGGAAGAGGGUGGAGACCCACCCGGUACUGGCUGCAGCCGCCGCGGCUGCCAACAGGCAAGCCGGGCUGAGCGAAUCCGGGCCGUGCGCCUGGACUCACACGACAGCGAGGGGCACGCAGAGGGGCUGUCCGUGCCGGCAAACUUGGCUUCCUGUUCACCGCAGUCCUUGGCCAUCGCCAUGAAUGCGUACAGCAAGUUCGUUCCAGACUUGAAAAGAGCAGGCAUGCUGACACGCGUGGAAGUUUGGUUUUCCCAAGCUGCUCAACAGGUUGUGGAUGGUGCAAAGAACUACCAGGUGCAAAACCUGGUGAACGUCUUGGCUGCCUUUGCUCAACUCGGUCUGCGAGACCUCGCGCUGCUCUCAACCGCCACCAAAGAACUGCUGCUGCGAAAGGACCAGUGGAACUCACAGGACGUUUCGAACCUGGCAAGUGCGCUGGCACGGCUGGAGUACUGGGACGGCAAAAUCUUCUCUGCUUUGGGGUCCGCAGCCAAGCUCUGUACAGAGCUGGGAGAAGUCGCAUCACUGCUGAACUCGUUGGCUCAUUUCCUGAAGCAGCCCUUGCCGGCAGACAUCUCUGCUGCCGUAGAACCAUCUUUCGAUGCAGUGCGGCUGUCUGAAGAGAGCCUUGCCAGAGGUGAUAUCUUCCAGAUGGCCUUGUUGCUGAAUUCCCUGUCGAAAGUGCGACCGGCGUCCCCGGCCACCGCUACGCUGAUCCGGGGCCUAGAGGCCAGAUGCCACCCGCACUUCGUGCCCGCGGGAGCGGUGGUCAGUCUCUCUUUGGGAGCCUUUGCCCGGCUCCUUUGCUUGCCGCCUUGGGGGCUUCAGGAGGCCGCGAAGAGGAGCGCCGAAGCUAAGGCACACCACUCUCUGGCGCUGCCCAAUGGCGUGGGGUUGCUGAGUGCGCUGGUGCGUCUUGAUGCUCUGCGGACACCCAUGAGGCCCUGGUUCAACCGGAUCUUGGCAUCUUUCUCGGCUCUCCUAGCAUCCAGCAGUGUGGCGGGCUGGAACGCCCGGAGCUUGCCCACGGCGUUGGGAGCACUGUGUAUGCUCUCCGGCUGCUCGUCGUCCAAGGAGGGUGACAUUUGCAUCACGCAUUGGUCGGCUGUCACUACCUCCCUCUGGGUGCUGGCUAACAAGACCCGAAUUCCCACAGCCCGUCUGCCAGCGCUGAAGAUUCCCGGUUACGGCUUUAAGUUUCUAAGCCAGGCACCAGUGGGCAUCCGUUCCUUUGCGCCCGAAGAUGCGUCUAUGUGA
Messenger RNA from Symbiodinium sp. CCMP2592, 3372 nucleotides. Lineage: Eukaryota; Dinophyceae; Suessiales; Symbiodiniaceae. The record is from the annotation of a GenBank genome assembly.